Acanthisitta chloris (rifleman) is the source of this 3073-nucleotide messenger RNA. Its product is annotated as macrophage mannose receptor 1-like. The record is from RefSeq and is a predicted model, not a curated record. The transcript is spliced from 23 exons. The annotation marks the transcript as partial. Gene Ontology annotation, molecular function: signaling receptor activity. NCBI's taxonomy places the organism in Eukaryota, Metazoa, Chordata, Aves, Passeriformes, Acanthisittidae. Gene Ontology annotation, cellular component: plasma membrane. Gene Ontology annotation, biological process: receptor-mediated endocytosis.
GAAAUGUUUGGUUUCAUUGAAUGAGGAAAAUGGGUUUUGGGCAGACCGUUCUUGUGAAAAGAAAAUUGGCUACAUCUGUAAAAGGAAACCCAUGUCAGAUGCUCCUACAGAAGAGGAAACCAUUGAUAUGGGCUGCCAGAGAGGUUGGAAAAGACAUGGUUUUUAUUGUUACUUCAUUGGAAAUACGUUUGUAACAUUUCCUCAAGCAAAUCAAACCUGUGUAAGACAUCAGGCUUUUUUAGCAACUAUUGAAGACAGAUAUGAACAAGCCUAUCUGACUAGCCUGGUUGGGCUGAGUACAGAAAGAUACUUUUGGAUUGGACUUUCAGAUGUAGAAGACAAGGGAACAUUCAAGUGGACUAAUGGUGAAUCUGUCUUGUUUACACACUGGAAUUCUGAAAUGCCUGGAAAAAAGACAGGCUGUGUUGUCAUGAGGACUGGAAUUGCAGGUGGGUUAUGGGAUGUGAUAAAAUGUGAAGAAAAGGCCAAGUUCCUAUGCAAAAUGUGGGCAGAAGGUGUGACACCUCCACCUGUUCCUACAACAACUCCUAUUCCCCAGUGUCCAGAAGGUUGGGACUCAAACAAUCGUAUUAGCCUCUGUUUCAAACCUUUUCCUGGAGGAGAGCGUAAGAAGACAUGGCUUGGCUCACAGGAGUUUUGUCGAGCUCUAGGAGGAGAUUUGGCCUCCAUUAAUGGUAAAGAAGAGCAGUAUGUGAUAUGGCGUUCUAUUGCGAACAAUGGCUAUUACAACCAGCAAUUCUGGAUGGGUCUAUAUUAUUUGAAUCCUGACAGUGGCUUUGUUUGGAGUGAUGGAUCUCCAGUGAGGUAUGAAAACUGGGGCUAUGGAGAACCCAAUAAUUAUCAAGGAAUUGAACUUUGUGCAGAGAUCAAUGGUAAUUCCAACAUGCUUUGGAAUGACAGGCACUGUGAUUAUCUAUAUGGAUGGAUUUGCCAGAUAAGGAAAGGGGCAAGUGUAAAGCCUGAACCAACAGAAUCUCCUGCUCCCAUAUACAAGACUUCUGAGGAUGGAUGGAUUAUACAUGAAGAGAAACAAUACUAUUUCAGCAAAGAGAGUGCUUCUAUGGAAGAAGGUCGGGAGGUCUGCAAAAAGAACUUCGGAGAUCUUGCUGUCAUUGAGAGUGAAAGUGAAAGAAAGUUCCUCUGGCAAUAUAUAUUGAGAAAUGGCAAAGAGGAUGCAUAUUUCAUUGGUUUACAACUGAGUAUUGACCAGCGUACAAGCUGGAUGGAUGGCACUCCAGUGACUUAUCUGGCAUGGGCACCACAUGAACCUAACUUUGCAAAUAAUGAUGAAAACUGUGUAGUUAUGUAUAAGAAUUUAGGAUUUUGGAAUGAUAUAAACUGUGGUUUUCCAAAUCCCUACAUAUGUGAAAGGCACAACAGUUCCAUUAAUUCGACUGUUCCUCCAACGACAUUUUCAACUCCAAGAGGGUGUCAUCCAACUUGGCUUUCCUUUCAUAAUAAGUGUUACAAAAUAUUUGGAUCUACAGAAGAGGAACGUGUCACUUGGCGUGCUGCACGAACAGCUUGCAUGAAUCUAGGAGGAAACCUGGCCACUAUCCCUAAUGAACAAGUGCAAGCUUUCCUCACCUUCCAUAUGAAAGAUUUUGCUACUGAUAUAUGGAUUGGAUUAAAUGAUAUAAAUCAUGAAAUGAGGUUCCUCUGGACAGAUGGAACAGGGGUUUACUUUACAAACUGGGCCAAAGGCUUCCCAUCAGGACGUGUGGAUUUAUAUGGUACCCAGGCUGAUUGUGUUGCCAUGACAAACAGUCCUGUUAAGGAAGCAGGACAGUGGGCUGAUCAGAGUUGUGAUGACAGCAAAGGAUAUAUAUGCCAAAUUAAUGCAGAUGCUGAGCUUCUGCCUUCUACAAGUGCAUCCCCGUCCACCAUUGUCCAUUUUGGUAACAGUAGUUAUUUGUUCAUUCAUACCAAAAUGACAUGGGAGGAUGCACGAGAAAACUGCAAACGUGAUCAAUUUGACCUUUCCAGCAUCUUAGACCCUUACAGUCAUUCAUUCCUGUGGCUGAAGAUAUUAAAGUAUGGGGUGCCAGUGUGGAUUGGUCUCAACAGUAAUGUGACUAAUGGGCGCUAUGUAUGGAUUGAUAACUGGAGAAUGAAGUAUACGAAAUGGGCUGAAGGGGAGCCAAAGCAGAAAACAGGCUGUGUCUAUCUAGACAUUACUGGAUCCUGGAAGACAGGAUCCUGCAAUGAAAGUUACUUCUCUGUUUGCAAAAAACCUGAUGUUCAAGCUCCCACUGAGCCCCCUCAGCUUCCAGGAAAGUGCCCUGAAUCAGAAGGACACAAGUCUUGGAUCCCUUUCCGAGGUCAUUGCUACUACACUGAAUCUUCAUCUGCAAGAAAUUGGGCCCAGGCAUCUUUAGAAUGUCUACGACUGGGUGCCUCUUUGGUAUCAGUUGAAGACUCAGCUGAAGCCAACUUUCUGACACACAUCACUGAACCACUUGAAGGGAAAACACGAACAUUUUGGACAGGAUUGUACAGAAAUGUGGACGGACAAUGGCUGUGGCUAGACAACACUGCAGUGAACUUUGUCAACUGGAAUGCAGGAGAACCUACUCCUCAACAAAAUGAGCACUGUGUUGAAAUGUUUGCAAGCUCUGGGCACUGGAAUAAUAUCAAUUGCGGACUCUACAAAGGCUAUGUUUGCAAAAAGCCAAAAACAAUUGAAAGGCCACCAACAACUGAAGUGCCACCAGCUGAAAUGCCUACAAAGGCAACAACAAAGGAUGAAAAAGCUUCGAUCCUGAACCAUGGUAAAACAGGAAUUGUAGUUAUUGUUGUUGUCCUCACGCUAGUUGGAAGUGCCCUUGGAGCUUUCUACAAAAGAAGAAAGAAUCUCUUGCCAACAAAUGACAGCUUUGAGAACAAUUUGUAUUUUAAUAGUGAUGGAACUAGUGAUACAAAGGAUCUUGUGACUAACAUAGAACAGAAUGAACAUGCAACACUGUAAUGUAACAAAAUGAAAUGUAAUGUAAUAUGUAAUAUAAGAUGUAAUGUAAAAAAAUAAAAUGUGCCUUGUUUUAAUAAAAUUAUG